GAAGCUUUGUGCACCCCCUUUCAUCUAAUAUUUUUACCUACAGAGGAUGAUUUCGUGGAUAACAAAUUCAGUACUUCAGCUUGCUCCAGUUAUUAAUCAGACUGCCUGUUAGGUUCCGGAUGGGAGGAGUCUUAAACAAUUAUAGCUGGCAGAUCAACAGAGGAUGCCUCUCAUUUAGGGAGUCUCUUGAACUUGAUGACGGUUCAAAUGUGAUGCAUGAGAGAAGGAAACCAUUUAUGCGGAGCUGUUCAUUGUACAGAAGGCUGAUUCAUGUUGGAUCAUCUUUUGCUAGUGAUGAAGAUAUUGAGUUUGAAAAUGUAACUACAGAAAUAAACAAAAUCACCUUGAAGAUGAUUAUAGUUUUGAAUUUGAAGUAGCUGAUGAUGUUAACCAGGUCUUAAAUCAAAGGGGUCUCCUAGAGUCGAGGAAAUAUAUUUUGAGAACUUCUCCAGGUGCAAAACUCAGAGCAAGUCAUUGCGGAGGUCAAAAUUUUCCAGGCAAGGACAUUCUGGAUGAAGACGAUCAUCUUAUGGAUUUGGAUAAACAGACUGAAAAUUAUGGUUCUGGCCUGCUAUCUUUUAGUUCAGAACCAUCUCCUCUGCCACCAUAUCCUUUGCUCUGGACCAGGUUUCAGGAUUUUAAUCCUUACAUCGCUGAAAAUGGGAUUGAAACUUCUGUUUAAUAUGAAGUUGUUGUCACAUACAAUUUUGGAAACAUGGAACAUAAUCUCUCGGUCCCUGCCAUAAAUAAUUUGGAAAAAGAGAACGGCUCGUUCUCAAAUCCUGCAAAGUUUGAUCUCAAUUUUCAUGCUCUUUCUAGAGAAGAUAUGGCCAGUAUUGGGGGACUUGAACCAUGGGAUGUUUAUCAUCUAUUAUGAUAAAUAUGAUUUCACACAGAAGUAUUCUCAUGGUGAAGAGAAUCUUAAGAAUUAUUUGAUACCACGAGUUAUGCUCUCCUUUAGAGGGUGGAUGGGGACUCGCAUAAAUGGGAUUGAUGCUGGAAAUCGAGGAAAAACAGAUGAUCUUAUAAGGUAGAAGAAGAGUAGAAGAAUCCAUUCAGCUCCUCCAUUUUACCAAGGCAAGAAGAAGUUCUUUGCCAAGAGUGAAUCUCGAGGAAGGCAGCAGGACAAUAUUAAGACUGUUCAUGAUGUGCCACUAAUGCCAUAAAUCAGAGCGGUAAGGAGACUGCAUCAUUCUGCAGAAGCUAUCUGCUUGGAGCUUCUAUAGCAGUCAUCCCAUCAAUGUGAUCAAUCUUCCACCCCAAGUUGUGGUGACGGUGCAUUCUCUGAUGAAAGUCAAGUGUGAAAAUGAAACUUGUUAACAUCUGGAAUAGCAAAUUACAAACUCAAGGGCGGUGCACAAGUACCCGCGAUGGGGAGUCAAAAGAAGAUAAACCAUUCCUGUCAUGUGUUCCUGAUCUGAUAUUUGCACCACAAAAAACUCAGUUUCUUAGAUUCUGGGAUAAAAUGGAGGGACUACCUUUCCAGAGAUUACAAGCAGUACUAGAACAAAGAAUCUUAAGAAUCAGGAUACUAUACUCGAUGUCACUUCUGGUUCGCAUUUUGUUGGUGAUUCAUUGGUUUCUGAUACCAUUGAUAAAAAACUGCUUGGAGGGUGCCAAAGUUCUCCGACGGGUUGAUAAGAAGUUUAUUCCGAUUGUGGCAGGCACAACACUUGCUAUAAUUGAUCAGCAUGCUGCAGAUGACCGAAUAUUCGUUUGGAUGAACUGCACGUGAAGGUAAUGAUUGUCUAAAAACUCAAUGAAGUGUCAUUUAAACUUGGAGUCUGUAACUUACUGAAUUAUCAGGUCCUAUCUGAAAAAAUGAGGACAACAACCUAUCUUGAUUCUGAACAAGGAUUGGUACGUUUAUUUUGAUAAAAGGUAGCAUUGAUUUUGAGUCUUGUGGUGACGUCUUGAAACUCUUUAUGAUAAGUAACAUUGAUUUUGAGUCUUUGAGCAUGCUUUUGCUGGUCAUGCCAAAAUUUGGUUACCAAUUACUACACAACUAUGCUGACCAAAUUCAAAACAGGGGUUGGAUCUGCAACAUAUAUUAUUAAGCUUCAAGAUCAUUUACCAGGUAAGUUACGAUCUUUGUUUAGAUUUUUCAUCA
Messenger RNA from Solanum stenotomum, 2110 nucleotides. RefSeq lists its product as uncharacterized. The transcript has 6 exons. The record is from RefSeq and is a predicted model, not a curated record. The coding region runs from base 1307 to 1735 and encodes 142 amino acids. Lineage: Eukaryota; Viridiplantae; Streptophyta; Magnoliopsida; Solanales; Solanaceae.